This is a messenger RNA of Bactrocera dorsalis (oriental fruit fly), 917 nucleotides long. Its product is annotated as piggyBac transposable element-derived protein 1-like. Bases 1 to 804 code for a protein of 267 amino acids. The record is from RefSeq and is a predicted model, not a curated record. Lineage: Eukaryota; Metazoa; Arthropoda; Insecta; Diptera; Tephritidae. The transcript has a single exon.
AUGUCUGUGUUUCGCUAUCCAAAUAUUGAAAGUUAUUGGUCGAAACACUCACUUGAAUCUGUUAGAGUUGCGAUGCCAUCAAAACGAUUUUAUGAAAUCAAGAAAUACCUGCACUUCAAUGACAGUUCGUGUAUGAAGAAAAAGGGUGAGGAAGGGUACGAUCAGCUCUACAAAGUUCGUCCACUCAUAGAUACAUUAAAUGAACGCUUUAAUUCUGUACCCAAAUCACCAAGGCUAUGUAUUGACGAGCAAAUGUGUCCCACAAAGAUGAUAACAAACUUACGUCAAUAUAUGCCAGAUAAAACUCACAAAUAUGGUGUUAAGCUUUUUGUGUUAUGUGACUCAUAUGGGUUUUCGUAUAAUUUUGAAGUCUACAGAGGUGCUGGUGAGAAUGAUGUUGUAGCAGAUGCACCUGACUUGGGAGCAACCGGAAACGUUGUCGUCCGCUUAACACAAACCGUGCCCAACUUUAAAAAUCACAUAGUAUACUUUGAUAAUUUCUAUACGUCAUUGCCAUUGCUUGUUUAUUUACGAAGCAGAGGAAUUUAUGCACUUGGUACGGUUCGUGCCAAUAGACUUCCAAAUUGUAAGCUCUCAAAGGACAUCGAUGUAAAAAAUAAAGAACGGGGCUACGCCGAGGAAUUUGUAGGUACUGUUUUUGGAGUUGACAUAACGUCUGUACUGUGGAAAGACACACAAUGUGUACGACUUGUUUCCACGUAUGCUGGCGUUAAGCCUUUCUGCACUUCUACUGAUACCUGUCAAUCCCCAAUAGUGACGCGCUUUGAUAGAAAGAAAAAAUAGUAUGUGGAUAUCGAUUGCCCAACCAUAGUCAAAGAGUACAAUCGGCAUAUGGGUGGCGUCGAUUUAAUGGAUGGCCUAAUAGGACGCUAUCAUAUCCGUCUUAAAACCAAAAA